GAUAAUAAGAAUAAUCCGGAGCCGCGCCGCGCCGCUGGUUGGUGCGAUUCGCCCGUUCGAAAUUUGAAUCCCAACGGCCGUCACCGCGCGUCGUCCCCUCGGAUGACGACCCUUCUCUUCGUCUAAACCCUCGAUCUCCGCCUUGCCUCGCUUCCUUCGCUUCCCUCGCUCGUCCUCGUCCUCGUCGUCGUAGUGCUCCUCUUCGUGCUCCUCAACGUUCUCCUCGUCGCCUCGCCUUUCCUCGUCUGUCCUCGCGACGCCUGCCCUUCGGCAAGUCCACAGGCCACAACGCUUGCGCUCUCGCAGCGUCGCCCCUUCGGCACACUUCUCGUGUCUUCUCUUCUCGUCUCGUCUCUUCCCUUCGCUUCGCUUCGCUUCCUUUCCUUUCCCUUUCUUUUCCCGUGCCGUGGCGUUCUCUGUUGAGCGGACUUGGGUCGGGUGUUGACGAUUUCAGCGCGCCGGUGGAAUCUCCGAAAUUGCGAGCGACGGAUCAAGUAACAGCGCGAUGGAAGCGGGGUGAAGAUGCGAAGAAGAUAUGAUGAUGUCGUCGCCGGUGCUGUAAAUUCGGGCGAACAUCGUCGGGAGGAAGAGGAGGGAGGGAGGCUGACAUCUGCAUGGCUUACUGACUGAAAUGCGCCACUGUCUACAGUCGACGUUGUCAUGACAGACCCCUUUGACUUUACCAUAAUACAGCGCUGCUGUGACUUUUAGCCAUGGUGGUUCUUUUUCCCGGUACAAAGGACCAGUCUUGGCGGUGGCAGACCACGAAUCAGGACUACGGAAGGUUCUACCUUGCAUUAAGCUCGGAGGCCCUAGGGGUUCAUUGCAGGCACAACGAGUUGCAUGCCGAGUGUAAUAAGAAAUGCGAGGCGCUGUCAAGGCAACUGUAUGAGCUGAAGUCCGAACUUGAGCGUUUGCGCAUCGGUGAACGCAUCCACAGUCCACGACAAGGCUGUAGAUCUCCAUCCAAUCACAAUGGAGACUGCAACUUUGCUGCCAGAGCUAGAGUUCCUUGCGAUGACAUGUUCCAUACGACCCAUGAUAUAGACUACAAUGGAGGCUGCAGGACGGAGCCUCAGAUAUUAGACGAUCACUUGAAGGCUGACCACCCACGACUUACCAGAAAAGUCCAACCUGUGAACUCUCUUGGAACCUCUUGCUUCCAAAAGGAGUCAGGAAGGUGAGAUUCCACAUGUCUGGACUGUGAGGACUAACUGCCCUAACAUGGAUAGCCGAAGCUGAGCGAACUUGGUGAGCAGAAGAUCUAUGGCCUUGGCCCGACCUCCAUUUACUGGAC
Messenger RNA from Marchantia polymorpha subsp. ruderalis, 1297 nucleotides. The record is from the annotation of a GenBank genome assembly. Lineage: Eukaryota; Viridiplantae; Streptophyta; Marchantiopsida; Marchantiales; Marchantiaceae.